Molecule: messenger RNA, 10787 nt
Organism: Anolis carolinensis (green anole)
Lineage: Eukaryota; Metazoa; Chordata; Lepidosauria; Squamata; Anolidae
Gene: elk4
Product: ETS transcription factor ELK4
Exons: 5
Coding region: 132-1445 (437 amino acids)
Biological process (GO): cell differentiation; regulation of transcription by RNA polymerase II
Cellular component (GO): nucleus
Molecular function (GO): DNA-binding transcription factor activity, RNA polymerase II-specific; sequence-specific DNA binding
Source: RefSeq, a predicted model, not a curated record
GGAAGAGGAGGAGAAGGAGGAGGUGGGAUGGGGCCCCGGCCCGCGAGUUCCCGCAGGGACCCCGGGCCAUGAGAGGCAGGGCCUCGGCAGGGGGCGCCACACCUGCGAGGGAGCGGGCUUAGCUCACUGCUAUGGACAACGCAAUCACCUUGUGGCAGUUCCUUUUGCAACUCCUUCAGGAGUCUCAAAACAAGGAUGUUAUUUGUUGGACCUCCAACGACGGAGAAUUCAAACUUCUGCAGGCAGAGGAGGUGGCUCGCCUCUGGGGGAUCCGUAAGAACAAGCCCAGUAUGAACUACGAUAAACUCAGUCGUGCUCUCAGAUAUUAUUACGUGAAGAAUAUCAUUAAGAAAGUGAAUGGUCAAAAAUUUGUUUACAAGUUUGUGUCCUAUCCAGAAAUUUUGAAUAUGGAUCCACUAGCAGUUGGCAGGAUUGAGGGUGAUGCUGAAGCACAGGCAGGCAUUGUAGAUACUAACAACACUACCAAGGAAACUGAGAACUGUGGGAAGGAGAAGCCUCAAUCCUGCGCAAAAUCCUCUAGUCGCAAUGACUAUAUUCACUCAGGCUUAUAUUCUUCAUUUACUUUGAACUCCCUUAAUUCCUCUUCUUGUGUAAAACUCUUUAAGCCAAUCAAGAUGGAGAAUCCAACUGAAAAAGUGGCAGAGAAGAAAAUAAUUCAGGAGUCUACACCUUCAGUCAUAAAAUUUGUGACCAUGUGCUCCAAAAAGCUUUCACCAUCACCCCUUGCCUCUACUACUCAAUCAACAUCUAUUAUAUCAGCUGUCCCUACCCUGCCUUCUAGCUCAGAUGAAAGUCUCCAGGCCGUGGAGUCUAUAGUAACACCAAAAAUGGUGGCCACUGAAACCUCAACAUCUUUGCCAAGUUUGACUAUCAAUUUCACCCCAACGCCUCCUUCAGCUUCCGUUUCCCCUGCUCUCCAGGUUUCUCCCAGAUCUCCUUUGCCACCUUUAGAUUCUAAUCCUGAUCUGAUUAUAGAUAAGGAGUCUGACACUUGCCAGCAGCUGGAAAAAUCUCAGGAUCAAAUCUUGGAGUUUAAAGAACAGAGUACCUUCAUGGCAGAAAAGGAACUUCGUCUUAGCCGAACUAGGAAGCCAAAAGGACUGGAGAUUGCCCCCACUCUUGUUGUUACUGGCAGUGACCCAAGCCCUUUGGGAAUACUAAGUCCUUCUCUCCCUACUGCUUCUCUUACACCAGCACUUUUUUCACAGACACCUAUUUUACUGACUCCAAGCCCCCUGCUCUCCAGUAUCCAUUUCUGGAGCACUCUCAGCCCAUUUGCUCCUCUCAGUCCAGCAAGAUUACAAGGUGCUAACACCCUUUUCCAGUUUCCAUCGGUGCUGAAUACUCAUGGACCAUUUACUUUGUCAGGAAUGGAUGGGCCCUCCACUCCUGGGCCUUUCUCUCCAGAUUUACAGAAAACAUAGUGCAUGGCUUUCUCGAAAGAGGACACAUUGGAAAAUGAGAGGAAGAUUCAUUAAAAUGAUGCAAUCCAAGGAGUGAUUGGUAAUUCCACAGGAACAAUAUAUACUGACUUGAUUUUGCCAUUCCCAGUUUAAAUGCCUUUGCAGAUAUUCCCUUCAAGACAUAAGGGAAUUAAUAUGGAAAUGCCUUAAUUGGUGACUCUGCUCUGUUAUCUCUUUUCUCGCUUGCUUCUUUUUGGUUUAAUAAGUUUUUUCUUGGUAAAGGGAACCUAAUUUUGUAUGGAUACAUUGAUUGCAUUUGUAGUAGCUGAUAUCACAGUCACAGAUAGCCACCCUCUUGUUGGAUAAUCCUGUGCUCCUUCUCUGUUUCUGUAUAUUAUAUUAUUGGAAGUUUGAUUCCAAAAAACAGCUGGAAAGCUUUAAGAUUGUUUUUAAUAUUAUUAAUUUCUGUACUGCUGAUACAGGAAUGUAAUGUAUGGCUUUGUAAGGAGAAACUCUACAAGUGCAUGUUGAUGGUAUACAAGAGAUUUAAACAAACUACUAGAGAUGAUAAAUGUAGAUAAAGAAGUUGUAUUGACAUAUCAUAGAAAACAUCAUUUUAUCGUCUAGCAGGGGGAUGGGACCCAUGCUGCCUUCCACUCUGGCAGCUCCCAGCAUUCUUCCUUUGGAUAAACUGAUUUAGGGCUCUUGGGAAUUGUAGUUCAACAUUUGGAGGUCUACAUAAUUUCUGCACUCUUACCCUUCAGCUGUAUGCUGUUGAAUGAUUCAAAGGUGCAUAGAUCAUGGAUUGAACAUGCUUGAUCUUCAAAUACUGUUUGAAUUCUUCAAGUGAGGUAUUACUUGGUAGCAAAGAAAAGGGAAAAGAACAUGGUAAAAUUAGCAAAUCAGAUAGACAAGCGAACUGUGCAGUAGGUGUGCUAUCUCAUCAGGUUAAUUGUAAAUGUUGUGUUACCUUCCUGCUUGAAAAUACUUCCUCAGCCUAAAGAAAUAAGGCAUCUAAAAAAAGUAAUCACUUCUCUUGGCCCCACCUUUGUGCGAUAUAUUUUGUGUUUAAGUCUGAGUAAUAGCUGGACUAAACAUUUUGGGUGCAUAGAUGCUCCUGCUGCUAAAAAUAUUGUAUCAUUAUUAGAAACUUUCCUGUUGAUGAUGAUGGCAUGGUGAGAGUGGUAUAAUGUGAUAAUAAUUUGAAGGGAGCUAAAGGUAGUGUUUAACUUUCUGGCGAGACAGUAGUUCAGCCCUCCAUUCCAAAAGUACUAUCUUCAGAAUGGCAUAAUAUGUCGUUAUUCCUUGUUAUCUGGAGACAACAUUCUGUUGACUUGCGGGUUCUGAAAUCUUGCUUUUAUGACCCAUAUUGGAAAGUGUGAACUGUUUCCACCCAGAAUAGUUUUUAUAGUUGUAGCCCUGUAAGUCUCUUGCAGCAUAAAAAGGAGGAAAGAAAAGAGAGAAUUAAAAGACAAAAUAUGGUAGCACUUUUAAGACUAUUUUUACAUAAGCUUUCAUGGGUAUUAACCCACUUUUUCAGAUUCAAUACCCAGAAUUAGAUGUCUAUACUAGUAGUAGUUUUGCUAUAAAGAGAUGCAUAAAGAGUUAAGAGUAUUUCUGCAUAAAUGUUAACAUGCAGAUCCUGGGUUGGCAGGUGCCAAGUUCCUAAGUCUAAUUUCUGAAAGCACCUUAAAUUGUGUAGUUCUAGGAACUAUUUAUUAGAAAUUGUGUCCCAGAAAUGGUGUCUGAUAAUAUUUCAAUGAUCAGGUCAUGUCGCUCAGGAGUGGAAGGUAUGGCAUUGGGAAGUCUUGGUUGUCUUCUGUCAGAACUACAUUUGAAUUCCCAUCAUAGUCACAGUGGUUACUAUUAGUAGAUUCUUAGGGAGCAAAGAUGAUUAAAAUGUAGCAUCCAUUUGCACCAAUAUCUCUGGUGCAAGGCUGAAAUGAUUGGACUGGAGGGAAGCUUGUAGUUCUAUUGUGUGUGCAUUGAGUCAUCCAAGAUUGGGCCUAUGUGAAUGUCUUCAACUAUCCCCCAAUAAUGGGCUACUUGUAUGUUAUCAUAAAGGAAUUUGUUCAGAUUUAAAUUCAUUCCAAUCUCUGUUCAGGCAGUUGCCUCUACAUAUGAAGGGCUAAAAGGGUGCUGCAGACAUGGACAUAAACAUUUGUCGUACCCUGCAUCCAGCAGUAUUUGUUGUACCCUGCAUCCAGCAGUAUCAGAGGCCAUACAGAGGACUGAAGAGGGUUUUGUAACCACAUUGGACUGACAACUAUUACAGAGUUCUCUUGAUUGGGGGCCCUGAUAAGGCAGCUUUCCUAAUCAUAGGAGUUCUAUAACACAGCAGCUCUGAAUGCUGUUAUUAAGCCCUCUUCAGAUCCUCAGGCACUCUUCUCAGGCACCCAUUUGAGUUGUUUGUAAUUUUAUAUACGGAGUGCCAUUUUAACAUGAUGGGAUUUGAUCCACAUCCACACAUUUUGAUAUCCAUGAGGAAGUUCUGGUACUAAACUCUAGUGGAUACCAAGGAACCAUUAUAUUUGGUUGCCCUCCCAAACACAGUAAUAAUAAAAUUCUGAUGAGAGGGAAAGAGUACAGCUUUGAGCAUCCCUUAUCUGGAAUUAGAAAUUACCAGAACCAUCCAUGUAGAGUCUGAGACUGUGACACCUUUGCUUUGUGACGGUUCUUUGUACACAACCUUUGUUUUUGGUGCCAAAUUGUUUAAAAUAUUGUAUGAAAUCACCAUUGGGCAAUUUGUAGGAUGUAUAUCAAAUAUAAAUGAAUUUCGUUUAUAGACUUGAUUGCCAUCUGCAAGAUCUCAGUAUGUACAUGUAAUAUGUAAGCAUAUUCCAAAUUCUGGGGGGAAAACUAAAAUCCAAAGCACUUCUGGUCCCAAGCAUUUUGGAUAAGAGAUAUUCAUCUAAUUCAUCAGCCCCCCAAAAGACAGUAGACAUAGAGCGGACCUUUACUGAGACACUUGCCAGGGUUGUUGUGUGUUUUCCGGGCUGUAUGGCCAUGUUCCAGAAGUACCCUCUCCUAAUGUUUUGCCCACAUUUAUGUCAGGCAUCCUCAGAGGUUGUCUGACAACACACAACAAUCCUGUGAUUGCUACCAUGAAAGCCUUUGGCAACACACUGCUCAGAGCUAUUAUUUUGCCAGACUUCCCUUCAUCUUGGAAAGUUACAUGGGACAUCUGUUAGGUUCUGAUUUGUGUGUGCUGUCUAUUGAUUCUAGUAGGCUGAGGAGAGUUCUUUUCUAGACAAGAUGAGAGAACAAGUAGCUAAUUCAAGGACUGUUUGCAGCCCUCAAUGUAUUUGUGCAACCCUCCCCAAAUUGCCCCAUUCAAAACAAUCAAUAAAAGGGAAUGAAUGCUCCUUAAAGCCUUUGCAAAUAGUAAUUCCCUUCUGAUGUCAGGGUUAUGUUUGGAUAUGAGAUGAAAUUUUCUGCAUUUUUAAAAUUCAUUUUUUUGGCAGUUGGAUUCCUGGAAAUUUCUGUUUUGGGGAACAUUCAGCCCAUGACAUGGUCUCUUCAGAGUGGGGGGGGGGGGGAUUUGCCACUGGAAGGCUUGUAAGAGUUGUUCUUCCCUAAAAAUGGAAUUUGAAAGGCAUAUGCUUCUUGCACCAAAAUUGAAUGUGCAAUAUUUUAUAGGUUCUUUUCAAUUAAAAAAUGUACAGAAAAACAGCUGAAAAGAAUAGAUGAGGAUAUGCAUCCUGCAUUCUUGCUUUUGCAGUGAUUUUUAUGCUGUUUCUAUUGGACAAGUAAUAGCACUUUUUAGGACUAGUUAUUUUAAACAAGGCUGGCUGUAUAUAUUGAGUAGGAGAGUUUUCAGGUGUGGUUCUUGCUUUAAAUUCUUUUUGAGCAGUAAAAGAAUGGCUUUUUAAACUGUUAGCUUGUUUUUCAAUAUAGUUUUCAAUCUUUGUCUUUGCUUCUUAGAGAUAUGAGCCAUUUGAGAGUUUAUAACAGAUGGUCAUCGAUCUCUUGAUGGAUUAUUUCCAUUACGGGAAUCAAAAUUUAGGCUAAUGCAUUUGGUUCUGAAAAUUGCCGUCUUUGUUCAAAUGCACAUCUGAAAGUAAAGGAUUCUAAAAAAAAAUCUUAUAAAGGCAGAAGUUAUUGCCUAGAAAGGCAGCUUGUUCUUUUCUGGCUGUUGGCCCACUCUCCUCUUCCUUCAUUGUCAUUGUGAUUUUUGUGCCAUUGCACCCUUCACCUAAACAACCUUUCAAGUUUUUUUGCCUGUACUCCACUUGAGUAAAUGAUUCCUUCCAGGACCCCAUCCCCCCAAUAAGGAAAUAUCUGUUCCAAAAAUAUAUUUUCAGAUUGUGAUUCAACUGGAUACAAGUAAGGAAAGAACUUACUACUCUCAUGCAUGUUUUCCUUUGCACAACACAACUUAUCUGUAAUUACCCAUAUUUUCGAUUAUGAUUGAUGUCAUGAAUGUCUGAUGCUUUCUUUUUGUUUGUAGUUUGCUGACAACAGAAUCACUCUGGAGUAUUAUUGAGUUUUCUUUAGUAGUUAAUAAUAUUUUAGUUCUAUUCCUAGUUUUCUAAUAGAGAAAGGAGCAAUGCUUAUAGUCUAACAAGUUGGCAGUAAUGGUGCCAUCCUAGUGUGUAAUGGGUUUUAUUUCAGCGUUUAGAAUUGAUGAUCUUUAUAAUUCAUCUAUCCACUUCGAUCACAUUGUUAUUGUAUUUUACAUAAUGAUAUAUAACAGACAUUUUGCCAUUAAAAAGGAAAAUAUUAAGGGAUGCUCGAUCAACUAAAAAUUAUAUUUCAAGAUUGUAGAUUUCGUAGGAAGGAUUGGUUUUUUCCCCUUUCUUUCAUUAUUUUGCCCACUGAGAAAUGACAAAUUUUCUUCUUCUAAAGACCAUUGGAAUGUAGUAUUAAUCUGAAUUUCCCAUUUUUGUAUAAUGACAAAUGCUAUUAUAAUUAAACCAGAAUGUAAACAGUAAGGGAAGGAGGGAGCAAAUGAGAAUACAGCAUCUGACCUAAUUCAGUAUCUGCUUUGUUGUAUUAAUGUGUUCUUCUUUUAACUCGGGGCUGGGCAAACCCUGCAGUUAACAUACAGGAAUAACUCAGGAUCAGUUAUGUAAAACACACUUGGCAUAUUUGCUCAGCUCUUGUGUUUGAGUACAUCUUAUUCUGGGAAAAGAGUGUGGUGGGAUAAAGAAUGCAGUUCUUGUUAUACAUACAUACAUACAUAUAUAUAUAUAUAUAUAUAUAUAUAUAUAUAUAUAUACACACACACACACACACACUCACGCAUGCACACACGCUCACACACACUGUAUGUUUACUCAGACAUGCUAUUGAUCCCAGUGUGACUUGUUUCACUGUAAGUUUGUGUAACACCACAGUCAUGGAAAAGUAAAAGGAGAGGAUGCUGGUCAAUUUAAAGGGCAUCUUUCAAAGCUUAUGUCUUCGUAAAAGGUUUUCUUUUACUAUCCCUUUUCAAAUGGCAGUAAGCAUGGCCUCAUCUAGAUGAUGGCUUGGUGUAUAAUUCAGCAUUAUUUAUUUUCUUCUUCUUUUGAACCAAUGGUUUCCCUGUUGUUUCAGGAAUAUGGGUUUUUUCCCCAUUUUUUUCCAGUCAGUUCCAUCAUGAAUGUUUUUGUUCUGUUUUCUUGGUGACUUCUUUUUCAUUACUUAUGUCAGUGAGCACAAUGUGACACGGACCAUUGCAUUACCAACUGUCCACUGAUCUGUCUUCCAUGCUUUCUGUCUUGUUUAGUUCUUGAUUGGGUGGAAGGGGAAACAAGCAAUAUCAGUCUUAGUUGUCCUUUUAUGUUCCUCAUCAUCACUAUUGUGCUGUUUCAUUAUAGGAAAUCUAGCUAGUGAGCACAUUCACUCAAUAGAGCAUAAUAAAAGUUGCUAGUCCCAUCAUCUUUGAGAAAUUAAGUAUGAAUGAGGAUGAAUUUGGAGGAAGAUAAGUAUGCCAACUAUAGAAUAUAUUUUCCUCAUUAUCCAAACAAUCCCAUGCUGAGAGUACCUGUCUUUAUAACUGCACAUUUCAAGUUGCCUUGCUAAGACUAUUUGUGUCAAAAGAAGUUCUGGUUACAAAAUGCGUAACUAUUGAAAUUGCUAUUGUCAUUGCUAUUAUUUUCAAACUAUAGAAAAAGCUGACUAAAAUGUAAAUAGUUCCUCUGUCAUAAUUAUGUAGGCAUAAUUUGACUCAUAUAGAGAACUGUCAAGCAAGAGCCUUUAUGAGAUUCCAAUUGAUAUCUUGAGUUUUUUUGAAGGCCACUUUGGAUCAUUUUUUGAAAUCAGUUACACCAGCGUUGAGAGCUUUGCUGCUGUUUGCAAAAUUUGGAAGUAAAACACUCUUUAUAAUGAAAUAACAAAUUCCAUGAAUCUCCAUUUUUCCCCAGCACUCAUCCUGCCUUCCCCCGGUAUAGAAUAGUACUAAUAAAAUGGAGGAGGCUAAAGUGGCACAAGAGGCAAUAUACCAUAAUAUAAAGUACCCAUAUGAGCAUCUAGAUUGUGUAUUUAUUAUAUAUACAUUAAAUGUACUGCACUUUGUAACUGCAGCUUUUAAAGUAUCUUGCACUUUCAGGAUUUCUAGGUCUAUUUGUUAUGCUACACUUUGUCUGUCUGUUGUAAUAUAAAUUCAAAACUAUAUGACAUUAUGUGAUUUUCUCCCAAAGUGUCUUAAACUCACCUGGGAAUUGUUCAUGUGUGAUAUUCUCAAUUCAGUUGUGCAUAUCAUUUAAUAAUCCAAAUGUCUCAAAUUAUUUUUAUUACUCCAUGAUAUAAGCCAGGUUGGGGAACCUUUGGCCCAGAAGCUGAAAUGUUCCCCAUCCCCAAGCGAUGGUUUACUUGACUAACAUUCGAGUUUGAAAAGAAAGACAUCUCUUCAGUUUUCUUUUUUGUGAUCCUUGGUAGUAGCACUUAAUAUGAAUGAAUAAACUUGUCUUUAAUUGAAUUGUUGUCAAAUCUGAAUUUGAUAAAACAUUUAUUUUCAAAUCUUUUAUAUACAAUGGUUAGCUCAAAAGCAGCCCCUUCUCUACACAUUGAUCUUAUCCCCCUUUCGAAGACAUCUCAGACACUGAACAUAUUGUAGCUGUGAAUUUCAUUAAAAAGAAGACUAGAUUAAUAAUUGGAAAUGUCUAUUUUUAAUCUCUUUUCACAUCUGGAUGAUCUUUAUAAGAUAGUCAUUCUUGUGGUUGACAUAAUAAUAGAGCAAAGGAUGAUGAGGUGAAUACUUGGGGUUUCUAGGAGACCUUUUGAGCUGUGCAAUUUCUUUGGUAAUAUGUUUUGAAACUCUUCGUAACAUCACCGACUUUCAUUCUUUCUGUUCAGUUGCACCAACUUCUAAAUGCUAAGUGUUCAAGGAUGUCUUUUCAUGAAUACUUUGUAAACGCAUUUGAAAAUAUGUUAUCCUAAAUAAUUUGUAAAAAUUCAUUUGUAUUUUUAUUGCAGUGUUACCAGAUGGCCUUAUGUACAUCACAGUGCUUGUGAUAAGUACAGUAGCAAACUUUUUGUUUUUUGUUUGUUUUCUCAGUUAAUUCUUUUCUGCAUCAUGGAAGAAUAUGCAAGGGAAAUCGAGGUUGAGAAGAGUGAGAGGAUAGUGGGAAAGCCAGUCAAUUAGCAUAUAUAUGAUUUAGAGGCGCCUUGUGGAGAAGAGAUGUGGUUGGAGGACCUGCAUGAUCCAAAGUAGGUGUAUACAGAUAAGGGGUGGGCAACUAUCUGCUCAAGGUUGCGGGCUACAUUGGUCUCUGCUGGGUCAUAUUCCCCACCGCUCCAUUGUUUUUUGAACAAUUUUUUCCCAAUCACUCAACAUCCUCAGGAAAUAUGUAGGUCUGUUUUAGACCCUUUGUUCAAUAAGUAAAGUCAACAGGAAUUUGACAUCUGGUUUACAUCUUUAUUACAUAAAGACCUUUCCUGGGUGUGGAGUCUAUUUGACAAGUGGGUGUGUGCAUGGAGGCUUUUAUUCAACAAGGAUAUAUGUGUAUGCUUUGAAUUUUUUAAAAAUUGAUUGAAAAAAAUUGGAGGAAGGUAUUUUUUUAAAAAACUGUCCAGCCACCGCAGUCAGUCCACUCCAAUGUAGAUGGUGUUCCUGCCGUUGCUCUUUUACUAGUAAGCUAACAUACUUUAUUUUUUCUUCUUUCCUUAACAAUUUGGUUAGUGUUCCUACAGGAGUCUCUCCUUUAGCCAGAAAAAGUAGAACAGCCUUAAUUAUUCACUUUCUUACUGAAGACGUGAUCCUCCUCCAGGCUAAAUAGCACAGGAAGGAGGAAGAGAAGAAAGUUAUACUUGGAUCACAGUGUUGUUUUUUUCUGCAGACGGUAUUGCCUUCUAGGCUAGCAGAAAGAAAAGGCCCUACUCUUGGAAUGGCUUGUUGCCCUUAUCAGGCCUUUGCACUAUUUCUUGGAGAGGAAAAACCAUAUCUAAGUUCAGUUCAUGACAUCACCCACCUGCCCUUGGGCAAGCAUUUGUGCCCCACUGCAGAAAGUGUGAUGGUUCUUGGCUUUUCAUGGAUGUCCUGGAACAUCUAUGCAACCUGAAAUAUCCGGGUGUCUGUUUCAGUGCACUUGAGAGCCAUGUCAUCUUCCAAUUGCUGAAUGAAUCCAGUAGCAAAUAUCUCAAAAAGAAGAUACAUUUCUCAGAUGCACUGAAACAGACUCCUGGAUAUUUCAGGUUGCAUAGAUGUUGCAGGACAUCCAUGCAAAGCUAUACUGUCUGAUUUCUUAAUGUCUUCCAAAUAUUUAGCCUAUUGUGUUACAAUAGUUGUGUGGAGUUAGUUGGGAGAAACUAGUUUCUUCAAGUCUUGUUCCAUUUUUUUAAAAUAAUUGAAAAUGUUUAUCUUUUAUAUAUCCAGUAUAUCCAUACCAUUGUUAAAAUGAUGCUGGUGUGUAAUGCAGUUGCAUAAAUAGCCAAAGUUCUAAGUGAAGUUUCAGUGUUAUUGCUUUGACUAGAAGCACCUCUGGAUAAAAUAUUAGGAGGACCGUCAUGAUGUUGAAAUGUUGGUUAGAAAGGGAAGAAAAUGUUGGGAAGCCUUUUUUUUAGAGGAACAUGCUUUAGAUUUAACCACAAAUUCUACAAUAUAAGGUGUUCAGGGACUGCACGGUGGGUCAUGCUGUUUUAUGGAUUGAUUCGCUUUUAAUGGUUGGUGUAUUAUUUGUUGCCUGUCAAAACAUAAUGAAGGUCUUUCGUGAAGAAUCAGGUGUUUUUUCUAUUGUUUAGACUUCUGUGCAAAAAUAAAAAUUUGUGGCAAUUAAAAAAAACAAUUUUGAGGGAAUGUUAAAUAUUUUAAGACAUGACAAAAUUUGCUUUUUAUAAUAAUGUAAGCUGGCUUUAAACAUUGUAGCAAAUCAUGUUAAUAUGUAUGUGCAAUCAGACUUGCAAAACAGUUGUAUUUUUUUAAAUAAAUAUUUUUUAACAAAA